Molecule: messenger RNA, 2657 nt
Organism: Elgaria multicarinata webbii
Lineage: Eukaryota; Metazoa; Chordata; Lepidosauria; Squamata; Anguidae
Gene: RFX2
Product: regulatory factor X2
Exons: 18
Coding region: 192-2369 (725 amino acids)
Biological process (GO): regulation of transcription by RNA polymerase II
Cellular component (GO): nucleus
Molecular function (GO): RNA polymerase II cis-regulatory region sequence-specific DNA binding; DNA-binding transcription factor activity, RNA polymerase II-specific
Source: RefSeq, a predicted model, not a curated record
GUCACGCGGGAGGCUAGCAACAGUUGCCUCGAAACCCCGCGCGAGGAGGCGCCAUAGUGACCGUAGCCCUGGAGACGGUUCCUUGCCAACGGGAGCCGCCGCCGCCGCCCGCUGCCCCGGCCGCCCGAGCCCAGCGCAGCCCGGAGGAGGCCAGCCCGGCGGGGCCGCCGCCGGGGAGGGCAGAGGCAAACAUGCAAGGAUCGGAGGGCGGUUCGGAUUCCGUGGCUCCCGUGGCGCUCCGGACGUCUGUGUCGGUCCAGGCGCCUGUAGUUCAGCCGGUACCAGCAUCUCAGCAGAGGGUUUUGGUGCAAGCGGCCGGCUCCGCUCCCAAAGGGACGCCGAUGCAGCAGCUGACCGUCCCCCGAGUCCAACAGGUCUCUCAUCAGGUGCAAACGGUACAGCAUGUGUACCCCACCCAAGUCCAGUACGUGGAAGGUGGAGAAGCCGUGUACACCAACGAGACCAUACGCUCCGCCUACUCGUACAACACCGAAGCCCAGAUCUACGCCCCCAGCAGUACCUCCUCCUACUUCGAGCCGCAGGGGGGCAGCGCCCAGGUGAGCCCGGGGGGGUCCUCCCCCACAUCCCUCCCCGCCCACGGCCUGGUGGGCAUCACGAUGGACAUCGGCGGGAGCCAACUCGUUUCCGGCUCGGGCGCCUACCUCAUCCACAGCGGGAUGGAGAACGCCCGGCAGGCCCUCACCCACCCGUCGCGCUCCUCUCCAGCCACGCUUGAAAUGGCGAUUGAAAACCUCCAAAAAAACGAAGGCAUUACAUCACACAAAAGCAGUUUGCUGAACAGCCAUCUCCAAUGGCUGCUGGAUAACUACGAGACCGCCGAGGGCGUCAGCCUGCCCCGGAGUUCCCUCUACAAUCACUACCUGCGUCACUGCCACGACCACAAACUGGAUCCGGUGAACGCCGCCUCCUUCGGGAAGCUGAUCCGCUCCGUCUUCAUGGGGCUGAGGACGCGCCGGCUGGGCACCAGGGGAAAUUCAAAAUACCAUUACUACGGGAUCCGUCUCAAGCCGGACUCCCCGCUCAACCGCUUGCAGGAAGACGCUCAGUACAUGGCCAUGAGGCAGCAACCCAUCCACCAGAAGCAAAGGUACAGACCUUCCCAGAAACUGGACGGCGUGGCCGAGGGAGGAUCGAAUAGUCUCCACGCCACACCGGAGCAGUCCAUAGCCGCCCAGAGCCAGCACCACCAGCAGUUCAUAGACGUCACCCGCGUCCUUCCCGACUUCCCUGGCCUCGAUCUGGAAGACGUCCUUCUGCAGGAGGGAAUUGAGGAGAACGACGUCAAAAACCUGCAGGUCCUCUACAGGCGGCAUUGCGAGGCCAACGUAGAUGUCGUGAUGAGCCUCCAGUUCUCUUACGUCGAGAAGCUCUGGCGGUCGUUCUGGAAUUCGGAGCCCCGCUCCGGCGAAGACUCCGCCGCCGUUGCUCCCAGCGAAGAACCCUGCAAAGCCGCCGUCCCCCGGCACAAGCUGGUCGCCCUGUGCAAACACGACCCCGUCAUGAUGUGGAUGCGGGCCUGUGACCACGUCUUGUACCAGACCCUGGUGGAGAUCCUCAUCCCGGACGUCCUCCGGCCCGUUCCCGGUACCUUGACCCAAGCCAUCCGCAACUUCGCCAAGAGCCUGGAAGGCUGGCUGAUCAAUGCCAUGAGCGAAUUCCCCCAGCAAAUCGUCCAGACCAAGGUGGGCGUGGUGAGCGCUUUUGCGCAGACGCUGCGCCGCUACACGUCCCUCAACCACUUGGCCCAGGCGGCUCGGGCCGUCCUGCAGAACACCUCCCAGAUCAACCAGAUGCUCAGCGACCUCAACCGGGUGGAUUUCGCGAAUGUACAGGAGCAAGCCUCGUGGGUGUGCCAGUGCGAGGAAGGGCUGGUGCAGAAGCUGGAGCAGGAUUUCAAGCUCACCCUGCAGCAGCAGAGCUCUCUGGACCAGUGGGCUGGCUGGCUGGACCGCGUGGUGACCCAGGUCCUCAGGCACCACGAGGGGGGCGCCGGCUUCCCGAAAGCGGCCCGGCAGUUCUUGCUGAAGUGGUCGUUCUACAGCUCCAUGGUGAUUCGUGACCUGACCCUGCGCAGUGCCGCCAGCUUCGGCUCCUUCCACCUGAUCCGCCUGCUCUACGACGAGUACAUGUUUUACCUGGUGGAGCACCGCGUGGCCCAGGCCACGGGGGAGACGCCCAUUGCCGUGAUGGGAGAGUUCAGCGAUCUCGCAUCCAUGUCGCCAGCUCUCCUCGACAAAGACGACAUCAGCGACUUCGGCAGCGAAGCGGAAGCGGACUCCCGGUGCCCCGGCGAGCCCCUCGUGAAACGCGAGCGGGGCGACCCCGGUCCCUCGUUGCAGGAGGUCUAGAGCCGGAGCGCGGGAGAAGCGCCAUUCACACAAAAAAAUAAUAAUAAUUCAAAAGCCAAAUUCCAAAGCUUUCCGGGAUCCCAUCAGCCGGAUUUCCGACUCCUCCAGGAUACGAGUGCCUCUUAGUUUCCUCUUAAUGUUUACUUGUCUUCGCGGAAGAGCGGAGCGGGGCCGGCGAGACGGGCAGCUGUGCCACAGGCCAGAUUUUUCUCUUCCAAGGGACACCCGGCCCCUUCCUACGCAGGAAUUUCUCUCUUUUUCUUUCUCUUGCCUUAACUGACUCGCUGA